This is a messenger RNA of Lathyrus sativus (Indian pea), 2733 nucleotides long. Lineage: Eukaryota; Viridiplantae; Streptophyta; Magnoliopsida; Fabales; Fabaceae. The record is from the annotation of a GenBank genome assembly.
AUGGACCCAUCUAUAGUCAAGCUUCUUGAAGAUGAUGAGGAUGAAACUAUGCAUUCAGGAGCAGAUGUGGAAGCAUUCCAAGCUGCAUUGAAUAGAGACAUAGGCGGAGAUGCUUCUAAUUCUCAGCUUUCUGAUUCAGAUGCAGGAAGCAAUAAUUCAUUCAGUCAAUCAUUACCAACGUGGCCAACUUCUAGCCAUGACAACCAGACUGACUGUCAAAAUCAGGAGCCUAAAAUCCCUCAAGAGCAACCUUCAUCUGAAAUGGAGCUGAAGCAACAAGGACCUGUAGUGGAACAGAUGCAAAAUGUUACCUCACAAGAUGCAAGUAAUCCUAGUUUAUCACACAAACAAUCUCAAGAUGAAUGUCUCCAACGCCAAACUAUACCGGUUUCCCACCAGCAUGCUCAAACAAACGAAGUUCAGAAAUCUGAAAAAGAUCCCGUAUUUAACCAUGAGGUAAUCAAAACAAAUAAUCCCAACUGUGAAUCUCAGUAUGCAAAAUUGCAGCAGAUGAGUAAUCAACAGGCCACAGUAAAUGAACAACCUAGUAGCCAAAUCAAUCGUAGUAAGCAGGUGCCAUUUGGCUUAUUACUCCCUAUCUUGAUUCCCCAACUUGCCAAAGAUAGAGCCAUGCAACUUCAAACAUUAUUUAACAAAUUGAAGAGAGAUGAAAUACCCAAAGAUCAUUUUGUACGACUUAUGAAAGGGAUUGUGGGGGAUCAGAUGCUUAGAAUAGCAUUGACGAAAGUGCAACAACAAACAAAAGCCAACGCAGGUUCUUCUGGACAGCAGCACCCUGUAAGGAUGCCAACGGUUACUUCCAGUGGAACAAAAUUUAAUGAUCCCCAUGCAUUAGCACAACUGCAUCAGAGAAGUAUGAAUGCUACUGCAGACCAUUCUCAUAAUACUUCUUCAGCUAUCCAAGUGAAAAGUGAACCCACCUAUUCAACUAUGGACAUUAGUGCUAAAAAAUCUCAGGAACAUGAUGUUCGAGUGGUGCAACCAAAUCAAUUACCAUCAUCAGGUUCUAAUGCCGUCAGUCAAGAAACUGAAAGAUCCUCAGUUCACAUACAAGGCCUUAAUAAGCAGCAACAGCAGCAUAUACAUUUCCCAUCGACAUAUGGAAGCAGUGGUGGUAACUAUAACCAUUUUUCCGGGGCAACUACUGGUUCAUCAUCUCUCAGACCACAACCUCAUCCUCAUGAUUCACACACAAGGCAAAUUCCACAUCAGAAUAUUGGUUUAAAUCACUUAGGUGUAGAACGACAAAGUUCUUUCACUGAUCCCAAGAGAAUGCCAGGUGGAUCUGUGUCGACUGGUGUAAACAACACAGCACCACAACAAACUUCAACUUCUUGGCAACCUUCAGCAGAACAAAAUUCUGGCUUGUUUUCAUCUGUUUCAUAUGUAAAAAAGGAACCUAACGACCUUUCUAUUGAGCAGCAACAUAGGCAUCAUUUAUCUAAAUUGCAUGGGUUGCCUUCUGUUAAUUCUGGUCAAACUGAACAGGGUAGUGGUGUCAAUCAAGGCACUGUAAAGGAUGAGUUUUCAAGAGGUUCUUUAGCACUCACUAGCUUACCACAUACAACAUCUGCUAGCUUGCUCGCAUCAAGCUCUGUAUCUCAACUAGAUCCAACUGGCUCUCUUAGCUCUCAGAUCCCAGCUAGCACUUCUGGUAUGGUGUCAAAGACACCUCUUAAAAGACCUCUUGGCCAGAAGAAACCACUUGAAACACUUGGUUCUUCACCUCCUCCUCCAAGUAAGAAACAAAAGGUGUCUGGGUCAUCUCUGGAACAAAGCAUUGAACAGCUUAAUGAUGUUACAGCUGUUAGUGGUGUUGAUCUUAGGGAGGAGGAAGAACAGUUAUUUUCUGGGUCCAAAGAGGACAGUCGAGUUUCAGAAGCAUCUCGAAGAGUUGUGCAAGAAGAAGAAGAAAGUCUGAUUUUGCUGAAAGCUCCAUUGCAGAGAAAAUUGAUUGAAAUUAUGACUGAGUGUGGCUUGAAAGGCAUAGGUAAUGAUGUGGAAAAAUGUCUGUCACUGUGUGUGGAAGAGCGAAUGCGCGGAGUAAUAAGUAACAUAAUCAGAAUGUCAAAACAGAGGGUUGAUAUUGAGAAAACAAGGCAUCGAACUGUUGUCACUUCAGAUGUUCGACAGCAAAUCAUGGCAAUGAAUAGGAAAGCAAGGGAAGAGUGGGAGAAAAAACAGGCCGAAGUAGACAAGCUCCGGAAACUAAAUGAUGUAGAUGGUGGUUCCGGAGUUGAUGGUGACAAGGAUGACGGUCGCAAUAAAGCAACAAAGGUGAACAAGGAAGUUGAUGACAAAAUGAGGACAAAUGCUGCAAAUGUUGCAGCUCGAGCUGCUGUUGGAGGAGAUGACAUGCUGUCAAAGUGGCAACUUAUGGCUGAGCAAGCCAGGCAGAAACGUGAAGGGGGAACAGACACUGCAUCUGGUUCUCAGCCAACCAAAGAUGUCAGCCGCAAAUCUUCACCAUCAUCAGGAAGGAGCACAAAAGACAAUCAAGAAAGGGAGAGAAAAGGUCCAAAUUCUCUUGGGAAUUCAGCGUCUGGUAGGAAAUUUGGGAAAAAUCAUUCCCCUGGAUCUCAAACUCGCAUAGCUCGUAGCAUCUCUGUGAAGGAUGUGAUUGCAGUCUUGGAGAGGGAACCUCAAAUGUCCAAAUCAUCACUCUUAUAUCGAUUGCACGAGAGAACUCAUUCUGAUACUUCAACCGAAUAA